This is a messenger RNA of Fusarium subglutinans, 2289 nucleotides long. RefSeq names its product nucleolar 9. The transcript has a single exon. Gene Ontology annotation, biological process: endonucleolytic cleavage to generate mature 5'-end of SSU-rRNA from (SSU-rRNA, 5.8S rRNA, LSU-rRNA); endonucleolytic cleavage in ITS1 to separate SSU-rRNA from 5.8S rRNA and LSU-rRNA from tricistronic rRNA transcript (SSU-rRNA, 5.8S rRNA, LSU-rRNA); ribosomal small subunit export from nucleus. Bases 1 to 2289 code for a protein of 762 amino acids. Lineage: Eukaryota; Fungi; Ascomycota; Sordariomycetes; Hypocreales; Nectriaceae. Gene Ontology annotation, cellular component: 90S preribosome; preribosome, small subunit precursor; nucleolus. Gene Ontology annotation, molecular function: RNA binding. The record is from RefSeq and is a predicted model, not a curated record.
AUGCCCAAGCCUAGAACAAGACGUGGCGCUGGUCGCGAGGAGAAGAAGCGAAAGAGAAUCGAAGAAACUGAACAACAGCACGAGAUUUACGAGAGCGAGAACAAGCGACAGCGCACGUUCGAAGACAACGACAACAUCGAUAGUUUUGCCCACCAAGAUGGCCAGGAUCCUCAGCAGAAUGGCAUUGGCGAGACGGAGUUCUUCGGAAUGCUUGCAGAAGAAGAGCAAGAAUACUUCCGUCGUGCGGACGAACUGUUAGAGCUCAAUCAGUUUCCAUCAAGCGAGGACCGCGACAUCUUUCUGGAAAACGUCUGGAAGGAGGCCGAGGGCAAGGAGCUCAAACUAGCCAGUAGUCAGUCCUGCUCGCGAUUGAUGGAGCGUCUCAUACAACUGUCGAAUACAGCGCAAAAGAAGCGUUUGUUUGAAGCUUUCGGUGGGCACUUCCUCUCAUUGGUACAGCACCGAUUCGCGAGCCAUUGUUGUGAGGCGCUCUUCUUGCGAUCUGCUGGUGUGGUAUCACAAGAGCUUUCUGGAUAUGUGCUUGAUACCAAGGGCGCCGAUGUUGACAUGCACAAGCCCGAGGCGUCCAUGGAGAAUCUUUUUCUGGCUACGCUUGACGAGCUCGAAGGCGCUCUAUCAUACCUCAUCACCGAUCGAUUCGCAUCACACACUCUGCGCGUGCUAUUAUUGGUCUUGGCUGGCCGACCCUUGGAGGAUGCAUCGGUGCGAAGUCUCGUGAAGAGUAAGAAGAAGGAGAAAAUCUCAGUCGCGGGAGGUUCAGCAACAGAUGAGGCGAAUCAAGGGUUGAGGGCAGUACCCGAAUCGUUUUCAAUGGCAGCAAAAAAAAUCAUCCAAGACUCAACGGCAGGAAUGGAUGCUACCGCCUUGCGAGUGCUUGCUAGACAUCCUAUCGGAAAUCCUACACUUCAGCUUCUCCUUGAGCUUGACCUGACACUCAACAAGACCGAGCAAAAGGCUGAGUCUGAACAGCCAACUCUACUAUUCCAGCUAUUACCUGGCGCUCCAAAGUCUUUAAGCGACGGCUCAUCAGAAGCAUCCGAAUUUAUCAACGGUAUGAUCUACGACCAGAUCGGAUCACGACUUAUAGAGACACUCAUCACACACUGCCCUGGCAAAGUGUUCAAAGCUCUCAACCAGAACAUCUUUCUCCCUAGAAUAGAGGGUUACGUCCGAAAUGAUGUUUCCUGUUACGCUGCUAUACGAGUGCUGAAUCGCCUCAGCAAAGAUGACCUGGUGCAGGCCGUUGAGAAGAUCACGCCGAACGUGCCUCAGCUGGUCGCGAAGUCCAGGCUCAAUGUUCUCAAGACGCUAUUUGAGAGAUGUAAUGCCCGUGGUGCCAACGACGAGAUUAAGAAACUCAACAAGGGGCUUAAGGAGGGAUGUGGAAACACACCGGCUGACCUGGUCAUUUUUCUAUGCGGGUUGAAAGACGAAGAGAAGAAGAAAGAUGUCCAGCAACUUUCUAAAAACGAGUACGCGAUCCAGUCCCAUGGUUCUCAACUCCUGACUACUCUUCUUUCCAUUCCAGGGCCGACAAAGGGUGUGCAAGAGUCAUUGCUUGCCCUCGAGCCACAGACUCUGGUCCGUCUUGCCACUACGUCCAUGCCUACCGUUACUGUCCUUACCACCGCCAUCGCUACAUCUUCUUCAAAUCCUGCCUUCCACAAGUCCAUCGCCAGUGCCAUACUGCCUCAUACUCACGAACUCGCCAUAUCCCAGUUCGGUCAUAACCUCAUCAAUGCUAUCGUUGAGGUUCCUAGCAAAGGCAAGGAGCGAAGUAUUCCCUUCCAUAUGAAGGAAGCUUUGAUGGCACGCUUGGGUGAUCAUGAGGCGGAGUUGCGUGACAGUUGGAUGGGUAGAAGUGUCUGGCGCAACUGGAAGGGUGAUAUGUGGAAGACCCGCCGUGGAGACUGGAAGUUGUGGAUGAGAGAGGUGGACGCCAAUGUUCCAUCAAGUCUGCCACAGCGUGGAUCAAAGGUUGCAGAAAGGGAGAAGCCACCUGCCAAGCCGGUUCCAGAAGUCGUAGAAGAGCACCCUGACCAAGAGCCUGCCACUGAAGAGCAUAUCACUGAGGGCAACAUGAAGAUGGAUGUAGAUGAUGUCGUGGAGGCAGCAGUUAAUGGUGAGGAGGAGGAGAGCAAGAAGGAGAAGAAAGCUAAGACAAAGAAGAGUAAGAAGGAGAAGAAAGCCAAGAAGGAGAAGAAGGGCAAGAAGAAGAAGAAGGACAAAUCUGUUGAUGCCAAGGCAGAUGAGGAGACUGAGGAGUAA